Messenger RNA from Numida meleagris (helmeted guineafowl), 2284 nucleotides. It is a transcript of the gene NECTIN1, whose product is annotated as nectin cell adhesion molecule 1. The transcript is spliced from 6 exons. The coding region runs from base 333 to 1880 and encodes 515 amino acids. The record is from RefSeq and is a predicted model, not a curated record. Lineage: Eukaryota; Metazoa; Chordata; Aves; Galliformes; Numididae. Gene Ontology annotation, biological process: protein localization to cell junction; heterophilic cell-cell adhesion; homophilic cell-cell adhesion. Gene Ontology annotation, cellular component: adherens junction.
UUUUUUUUUUUUAAGCUUUUUUUUUUUUUUUUAAUUUUUAAUUUUUAAAUUUUUCACCCCUCCCCUCCUUCUCCCUGCCGGAGGAAGGCACCGCGCUGCCCAGCCGCCGAGAGGGGCCCCGCGCCCCGCCGAGCCCCGGGGACCCCGCGGAUGUGCGAAGCUCUCCUCCGGCCGCCCUUCCUCCUGCCUCUGGGCGCACCGCCUCUUUAUCCUCCUGCGCCUUUAUUUUUAUUUUUUAAGCAGACCUGAGCAGCAUCACCAGGGGCGGGGAGGGUGGGGGGCUCAGCGACGCUGCCAGACCGUCCCUCGCCCAUUUCUUCGAAGGAACUCUCAUGGCUUCACAGCUGCAGACAAGUUGCCGUGCAUCUUGGUGGACUAUCGGAGUUUGCAUCCUGGCGGCCGCGCUCUUUCCAGGGCUGCAAGCUCAGACUGUCUUAGUCAAUGACACAGUCUCGGGGUUUAUCGGGACAGACGUGGUCCUGCACUGCAGCUUCACCAACCCGCUCCCCAAUGUGAAGAUCACGCAGGUCACGUGGCAGAAAGUCACCAACGGCACCAAGCAGAAUGUGGCCAUCUACAACCCCGCCAUGGGGGUCUCCAUCCUCUCCCCCUACAAAGAGCGGGUGACUUUCCGGAACCCUUCCUUCAAAGAUGGCACCAUUCAGCUCUCUCGGCUGGAGCUGGAGGAUGAGGGAGUUUACAUCUGCGAGUUUGCCACCUUCCCGACCGGCAACCGGGAAAGUCAACUGAACCUCACAGUGCUGGCCAAGCCCACGAAUCGGAUGGAGGGCACCACGCGGCCGCUGAUCGCCAAGUCUGGCAGGACAGAAAAGAUCUUGGUAGCCACUUGCAUCUCCUCGAAUGGGAAACCCCCCAGCACUGUCACCUGGGACACCAAGCUCAAAGGAGAAGCAGAGUUUCAGGAGAUCCGGAAUAACAACGGCACCUUCACGGUGAUCAGCCGGUACCGGCUGGUGCCGAGCCGCAAAGCUCACCGGCAGCAGCUCAUGUGCGUGGUCAACUACCAGCUGGACCGCUUCACGGACAGCAUCACCCUCAACGUGCAGUAUGAGCCCGAAGUCACCAUCGAGGGCUUCGAUGGCAACUGGUUCCUCAAUCGGAAAGAUGUCAAGCUGAUAUGCAAGUCCGAUGCCAACCCCCCAGCUCACACCUACGAAUGGAAGCUGCCAAACGGGACACUGCCAGGGAGCGUGGAAAUCCAGAACAACACCAUCUAUUUCAAGGGGCCCGUCUCCUACAGCGUGGCCGGCACCUACAUCUGCGAGGCCUCCAACGCCAUCGGCACGCGGUCGGGCUUGGUGGAAGUCAAUGUCACAGAAUUUCCCUACACCCCGUCUCCAAUCGAUGAUCGCAAAUCCAUGGUGCAGCCGAACAUCCCCACCCCCGUGAUCGGGGGCAUAGUGGGAGGAGUCUCGCUGGUCCUGGUGGUGGCCGUGGUGCUCUUUGUGGUGCUCCGCCGCCGGCGUCACACCUUCAAGGGUGACUACAGCACAAAGAAGCACGUGUACGGCAACGGCUACAGCAAGGCCGGCAUCCCGCAGCACCACCCACCCAUGGCCCAGAACCUGCAGUACCCCGACGACUCGGACGACGAGAAGAAGCCGGGCCCGUUGGGCGGCAGCACCUACGAGGAUGAGGAUGAGGAUGCGGGAGGCGAGCGCAAGCUGGGCGGCCCCAACAAAUACGAGGAGGAUGCCAAGCGGCCGUACUUCACGGUAGACGAAGGGGAAGCGCACCCCGAACCUUACGACGAAAGGACACUCGGCUUCCAGUACGACCCCGAGCAGCUCGACAUAGCGGAGAACAUGGUCUCGCAGAACGACGGAUCUUUUAUUUCCAAAAAGGAGUGGUACGUGUAGCUCGGCUCGCCCCGGCUCCGGCCAUGCACACACACAGACACACACACACACACACACACACGUGCGCACGCGCGCAUCCCCGAGCGGAGCCGUGCACGGACCGGGGGCUCGGGGCGGGGGCAGCUUUGCUUUACGGAUCAUUUGUUGGGGGGACGGGGAGGUGGGAGGUCGGGUAAUUAUUUUCUCGGUUUUGGUUUCGCUUUUUUUAAUUCCCCCGACGACUUUUCGUCCCCUUCUGUGGUGUUUGUGUUGGUCGGUGGCUUAGGUGUUACUAUUUGCUUUAACGACUGUUGCCCAGCCUGUAUAUUACACUCUGUUUGUGUCUCCAUGUCUCAGAGUGCCCUCCCCCAGGCUCCUCCUCCCGCUCCCACCCCCCCCCCCUGAAACACUGGAAUUUGUUUGUA